Messenger RNA from Brugia malayi, 3423 nucleotides. It is a transcript of the gene Bma-ina-1, whose product is annotated as Integrin alpha ina-1 precursor, putative. The record is from RefSeq and is a predicted model, not a curated record. Gene Ontology annotation, molecular function: integrin binding. Bases 1 to 3423 code for a protein of 1140 amino acids. Gene Ontology annotation, biological process: integrin-mediated signaling pathway; cell-cell adhesion; cell adhesion mediated by integrin. NCBI's taxonomy places the organism in Eukaryota, Metazoa, Nematoda, Chromadorea, Rhabditida, Onchocercidae. Gene Ontology annotation, cellular component: integrin complex; external side of plasma membrane. The transcript is spliced from 21 exons.
AUGGUAUUAGCAUUUAAUUUGGAUAUUCAUGCACCAAUCUAUAAAAUUGGUCCAAAUGAUUCAUAUUUUGGUUUUGCUGUUGCGGAACAUUUCAAAGAGAAUCUCCCUGUAAUUCUUGUCGGUGCUCCAAAAGCUGAAUCAGGUCAACCAGGUACUGAACAUGCUGGAGCUGUUUAUUCAUGUCCAAUAACAGCACGUUAUAUUUACAGUGAUAGUGCAAGUGCUACUGUGAAUUCCGGAUGGUGUCAACAGGAAAAUGUUGAAUAUGAUAGCAUUGAGGAGAUGCAUAAACCGGUAAAUAGUGUACUUGGCCGGCAAUUACAUUUCCAAGGUAAAAACAGGCAAUUAUUGGGUUCAGUAGUUGUAAGUGCCGGAAUACCGAAUGGAAUGGCAAUGGCCUGUGCACCAUUGGUACGAUAUCAUAAUAGUUCAGCUUAUACAGAUGGUACUUGUUUUGUGCUUGAAAGUGAUCUCACGCAAAAGGAAAUUCUUGUAUCGUGUUCACAACCAGGUUUACCUCGAACAGAUAGACAUAACGAAUUUGGUUCUUGCAUGGAAGGUUUUAGUGGUUUUGUUGACGAAUCAAUGGUUAUCACUGGUUUACCUGGUGCAAAAAAGUGGACAGGUGGUGUAUUUGGACGAUACUAUCCAAAAGAUAUAUUUGCAAUGAAUCGCGAUCGCUGGACAAUGGGUGUCGAUCCAAAAUUGCAUGGUAUACGAUCGAAGUUCCAAGGACAUGAUUAUCUUGGAUUUUCUGUACGACAUGGUCGUUUUGGUUUUUGGUUUGAAGAUAAAGAUAAUACAACAAUUGUGGCCGGUGCUACGCGAUACAAUCAAACGGGUGCUGUAACUUUUCUGCCAUUCCGUAACGGUCAUUCACCGAAUUCUCAAACUUCGCAUUAUUUGACCCUUACGGAAGAUAGCUUUAUGCUCCAAGGUUCACAACUUGGCUCAGCAUUUGGUUAUGCAAUUGAAGUUAUCGAUCUAAACAAUGAUAGAUUUGAUGAUUUAUUAGUUGGAGCACCUUUUGAAUACUCAGAAACAGUUGAUGGCUCAUUUGGUGGUGCUGUAUAUAUAUUUUAUUCAUCCGGAAUUCGACGUAAACGUCAUGAAAAUGCGAACGUCUUCCUAAAGCCAAUUAAAAUUCGCGGUCAAGGAAUUUACUCGCAAUUUGGUCUAGCAAUAACACGUCUGGGAAACGUGGACGGUGAUAAUAAUAAUUACAACGAUUUCGCUGUUGGUGCACCAUUUACUGAUAAUGGUAAAGGUGCAGUGUACAUUUAUCUUGGUGCAAAAUCAUCAAAUACCUUUAAACCUGAACCUGUACAGAUAAUAAGUGCUGAUGAAUUACCACGAAUAAAUUUGCAUAUGAAAGCACUGAAAACUUUUGGAUUUUCAUUAUCCGGUGGAUCAGAUUUGGAUGGCAAUGGUUACAAUGAUUUAGUUAUUGGUGCUUUUGCAUCUGAUACAGUCAUCCUACUUCGAGCUAGGCCAGUAAUUUAUAUCACUGCUCAGCAUAUUGAUAAUGAUAUGAAAAUUGAUAUCGACGGUGACUCAUCGUGUUUUAGAACUGCACAAACAUGUUUUUCAAUCAGUACGGAACUAUCGAUGGAUAAAACAAAUAUAAAAAAUUCAUCAAAGUUACUAAAUUUUGAUAGUGAUGUUUUUAAAUGUAUGCUUGAGGUUAUAGCAAUGAGUUCAGGAGUAGGGACUCGAGCACGUAUCCUUGAAUCACGCAAGGAGAAUUACACGUGGAAUUGUGGACGAGGUGCUAAUCAAAAACCACAAAUAAAAAAUCACAAACUUUUCAUUACAAAUACAAAUAGCGAUUGGAUAAAUCCAAUAAAAUUACGAUUUUCUGUGCAAUUACGAAAUGAAGCGAUCCCAAAAAUGCCUCGAAAUGGUGGCAAAAUAGUUGAUAUGAAUUUAUAUCCUGUUUUGAAUAAGUAUGGAUCUGAGGAUACAUUCAUUAUACACUUUAAUCGAAAAUGUGGUGUUGAUAAUGUUUGUACAAGUGAUUUGCAACUACUAGCUGUGCUACCGGGAAUAUCGCAAGAAGAAGAUGGAACAUAUGUAACACAAGUAGGUGAAAAAACCACCAUUGAUAUAUCAUUUUUGGUUAAAAACAAUGCUGAAAGAGCCUAUGAGGCAACAUUAUUCAUUGAAUACAAUUCGGAUGAAUUAGAUAUUCCAAUUUUGAUUAGAAAAGAUAGUCCUGUCAAUAUUGAUGAUUUCAAAGGUAAUCUAGCUAUCAUAUCACUUGGAAAUCCUAUGGAACCAAAUAAACAGUUGAAAUUCGAGCUUAGCUUCCGUAUAGCACGUGGACGUACGGAAGGUUUAGGUAAACCUUUGGAGUUUCGAGCUUUUGUUAAUAGUACCAGUGAUGAGAAGAAUUUGGAUGAUAAUUCAUGGAAAACUGUCGUACGUGUAAUCAAACGAGCUGAGUUAGAGCUUAGCGCUGUUUCUGAUCCUUCCAUUGUUAGGUAUGGCGGUGAAAUGAAAGGUGAGUCAGAGAUGGAAUUUGAUGCAGAUGUUGGACCACUUGUCGUGCAUAAAUAUACUGUCACAAAUAAAGGACCUUGGUCAGUGUCAAAUGUCACCCUUCAGGUUGAUUGGCCUUAUCAGAUGGCAAGUGUGUUUACAACAGGUAAAUGGGCAUUAUACCUUAUGGAAACACCAACAAUGCAAUUAACUAAUACUGAUAACAGUAAAGAUAUCAAGCAAUGUACGAUGGUUUUACCACAUGAAUGGAUCAAUCCGUUACAGCUGAAAUUUCUUCUUGAAACCGGAAAUGAGCAAUACUAUGAGGAUGACAAUAACGAUGACAUGGAUCAGGAAAAUGACGAAGAUGACGAAGACCUGAAUCGAUUUAAGCGAACAAUUAAAGAGCACCGCGAAAAGAGGCCAUCUCGAGAGCUGAGAAUAAAAUCAACAAAAAUUCGAGAAAAAUCAGGUGAAGAAGUUGAAAUUGUCAGAGUGAAUUGUGCUGAUAAGACAGCGAAAUGUUUCACAGUCACAUGUCAUUUCGAUUUUCUGGACGUUGAUGCUGCUGCAGUAAUAGAUUUCCGGUCACGUUUAUGGAAUGCUACUUUUGUUGAAGAUUAUUAUGAUAUAGCAUAUGUUGAAAUUUUAUCGUCCGGUCGAUUAAUUCUGGAUCAAGAACAAGGUAUUGAAGAAAGAAAUACGCGAAAUAAUUUUGCAUUUGCAUCAACUCAUGCAUAUCCGGAUCGACCAGCUAUACCGGAAACAGCACCAAUUCCGUGGUGGGUAAUUAUUGCAGCUGCUCUCCUAGGCCUAUUAAUUUUAUUAAUUUUAAUACUCAUUUUUUGGAAGUGUGGAUUCUUUAAACGUAAUCGUCCACAUCAUCCAACACUAUAUCAGGCUGAAUAUCAAUUUCGACGUGAGGAAACAAGUGAGGCAUAG